CCAUCCUUCAUUUUACAUCUUGUUUAAGCUGUGUCAGUGAAAAUGGUGAGCUGUGGAAACCUGCUGAAGAGCGUGCUGGUCGCCGUCAUCUUGGUGACUCUGGCUGGAUCAGGAUCGGCACGGGAGCUGUUGAGCUGCUGCACGGAAGUCAGCACUAAGGAGAUAACGGAGCCGAUCACAGGAUACGAGCUCCAGAGAGGCAAUCCUCCAUGCGUCCGAGCCGUCAUCUUCCAGACAGAGAAAGGCUCCUUCUGCGCCUACGUCGGAGCUCCAUGGGUCAGGGCUAAGGUCAAUGAGCUCAGAGAAACUGGAAGCGAGUGCCAGAGUUACUUCCAAAUCUCCAUCAGAUCAGACCGACCAAUAGAGCGAUCUCCUCUCUUGAAAAUGGUGAGCUGUGGAAACCUGCUGAAGAGCGUGCUGGUCGCCGUCGUCUUGGCAACUCUGGCUGCAUCAGAAUCGACAGAAUCGAAGCUGAAGAGCUGCUGCGAGGAAGUCAGCAGUGUGGAGAUAACAGAGCCGAUCAUAGGAUACCAUCUCCAGAGACGCAAUCCUCCAUGCGUCCCAGCCGUCAUCUUCCAGACAGAGAAAGGCUCCUUCUGCGCCUACGUCGGAGCUCCAUGGGUCAGGGCUAAGGUCAAUGAGCUCAGGUAUGUUUCAUGUUCACGCACUCUCAUCAACACAAACAGCCAAACAGCCAGCCAGCCAACCAGCCAGCCAACCAGCCAACCA
Molecule: messenger RNA, 729 nt
Organism: Myripristis murdjan (pinecone soldierfish)
Lineage: Eukaryota; Metazoa; Chordata; Actinopteri; Holocentriformes; Holocentridae
Exons: 8
Biological process (GO): immune response
Cellular component (GO): extracellular region
Molecular function (GO): chemokine activity
Source: RefSeq, a predicted model, not a curated record